AGGCUGGAGGACAGGAGGACCAGCGUCGCCAUCGGCGUGUUGGAUGAGGAGGAGAGCCGGGACACCAUCCGCCUCCAUGAGAAGGAAGAGAAGAACAUCUUGCGGUACUACCUCUUCGAGGGCAUGCGCUACAUCUGGAUCGAGCGGCGGCAGGCGUACUGUAAAGUCAGCAUCUUGGACGAAGGUUGGACCUGCGCAGAUCUCCACCUCUCCCAGGCUGGGCUCAACCAGCAAGACCAUAACACCAGAAGGAAGAUCUACGGACCGAACCUCAUCGAGGUGCCAGUCAAGUCCUACGCGAGGCUGUUGGUGGAGGAGGUGCUCAAUCCCUUCUACAUCUUCCAAGUGUUCAGCAUCGUGCUGUGGGUCUGCGACGCCUAUUACUACUACGCCGCCUGCAUCUUCCUCAUCUCCACCAUCUCCUUAGGGCUGUCCCUCUAUGAGACGAGGAAGCAAAGCGCCACGCUGCAAAACAUGGCCAAGAUGUCGGUCGGCGUCCGAGUCCAUCGCCCCAGCGGAGAGGAGAUGGUGGUGAGCUCCGCCGACCUGGUGCCGGGCGAUUGCAUCAGCCUCCCCGCGGACGGGAUGCUGGUCCCUUGCGACGCCGCGCUGCUGACGGGCGAGUGCAUGGUCAACGAGAGCAUGCUGACGGGAGAGAGCGUGCCGGUGAUGAAGACCCCCCUCCCGGCUGGCAGCCAGGCAGCCAGCACCCUCUAUUCCCCCGAGGAGCACCGGCGGCACACCUUGUUCUGCGGGACGCAGGUCAUCCAAGCCAAGUCCUACGUGGGCAGAGAAGUCCUGGCCGUGGUGACCCGCACAGGGUUUUGCACGGCCAAAGGGGAUCUCAUCAGCUCCAUCCUCUACCCCAAACCUGUGAGCUUCAAGUUCUACAAGGAUGCCGUGAAGUUCGUCCUGUUCCUCGCCGUCCUGGCUUUUAUCGGCACGCUGUACAGCAUCCUCAUCUUGGUGAAAAACCAGGUCCCCGUGGGGCAAAUCAUCAUCCGUGCCCUCGACCUCAUCACUGUCAUCGUGCCCCCAGCUCUCCCGGCUGCCAUGACGGUGGGCACCAUCUAUGCCCAGAACAGGCUGAAGAAACAGGGCAUCUUCUGCAUCAGCCCUCCCCGCAUCAACCUCUGCGGGAAGAUCCGCCUGGUUUGCUUCGACAAGACGGGAACCCUGACAGAGGAAGGUCUGGAUGUCUGGGGGGUGGUUCCGCUGGAGAACAACCACUUCAUGCCUAUUGUCCACGAGCCCCGCUGCCUGCCUGCCGGUCCCUUGCUCUACUCCCUGGCCGCCUGCCACACCAUCUCGCUGCUGCGGGCGCAGCCCAUCGGCGACCCCGUGGACCUCAAGAUGGUGGAGUCCACCGGCUGGCGCCUGGAGAUGAUGGAGGAGGAGGAAGGUGAGCUGCCAGCCUUCCAGCAGUUUGGGACGAAGGUCUUGGCUGUGAUGAAACCUCCACCCGAGGAAGAACAGCCGCGAGACAGGAAGCACCAGUCACCCGUGGGGAUCCUCCGGCGUUUCCCCUUCUCCUCCUCCUUGCAGAGGAUGAGCGUCUUGGUGAAGCUGCCCGGGGAAGCCUCAGCCCAUGUCUACGUCAAGGGGGCCCCGGAGAUGGUGGCCAGUCUCUGCAGGAAGGAAACGGUGCCCGUGGAUUUCUCCCAGAUGCUGCGACAUUACACCACGGAUGGCUUCCGAGUCUUGGGUCUGGCUUGCAAACCCCUGGGCACGGUGACCACCUUCGAGGAGGCCCUGCAGCUCCCGAGGGACUCCGUGGAGAGCAGCCUGACCUUCCUGGGGUUCCUCGUCAUGAAAAACGUCCUCAAGCCGGAGUCUGCGCCCGUGAUUCACCUCCUGAGGAACGCCAACAUCCGCCCCGUCAUGGUGACAGGAGACAACAUGCUGACGGCCGUGAACGUGGCCAAGAGCUGCCUCAUGGUGGAGCCGAAAGAGCGGGUGAUCUUCGUCAACGCCUCCCCGCCCGGCCACGACAAACCCGCCGCUCUCAAGUUCAUCCUCGCCGAGCACUCCCAGGGCGAAGAGCAGCCGGAGGGUCUGCACCAGCAGGACAGCUGCUCCCUCCAGCCGCAGCCCUACCACUUCGCGCUGAACGGCAAAUCCUUCGCCGUGGUUUGCGAGCACUUCGCCGACCUGCUGCCGAAGAUCCUUAUCCGAGCCACCGUGUUCGCCCGCAUGUCGCCUGACCAGAAAACUCAGCUGGUGUGCAGCCUGCAAGAGCUCAACUACUGCGUGGGGAUGUGCGGGGACGGCGCCAACGACUGCGGGGCCCUGAAGGCGGCCGACGUGGGCAUCUCGCUGGCGGAGGCGGAGGCGUCGCUCAUGGAAAGGGUGUUGUGGCGGGUGGGUAAAUCUCUCUUUUCCCUCCGCAGGGAGGGCAGGUGCUCACUGGUCACCUCCUUCGGCGUCUUCAAGUACAUGGCCCUGUACAGCCUGGUGCAGUUCGUGUCCGUCCUGCUGCUCUACACGAUCAACACCAACCUGAGCGAUUUCCAGUUCCUCUUCUUCGACCUGAUCAUCACCACCACCGUGGCGGUGCUGAUGGGUCGGACCGGUCCUGCCCAGGAGCUGGGAGUGGAGCGUCCCCAAGGGGCGUUGAUCAGCGUCCUCGUGCUGGGCAGCCUGCUGCUCCAAACGGCUUUGCUCAUCACCGUGCAAGUCCUCAGCUACUUCAUCACCGUCUCGCAGAGCUGGUACGUGCCGCUGAACAGCACGGUGACGGCUCCCCAAAACCUGCCCAACUAUGAGAACACGGUCCUCUUCUGUGUCACGGGCUUCCAGUACCUCAUCCUGGCCGUCGCCAUGUCCAAGGGGUACCCGUUUCGGGAGCCGCUCUACACCAACGUGCUAUUCUUGGUAGUCCUCAUCCUCCUUUUUGGCCUCAUGAUCUGGUUGACCCUCUACCCGCUGGGCUUCCCCAAAACCCUGCUGAAGCUGCAGGGCAUCGAUGACUUGAAUUUCAAGCUGCUGCUGCUGGGGAUCGCUGCCCUCAACUUCUUCGCUGCCUUCGUGCUGGAGACCGCCCUGGACCACGGCUUGCUCAGCUGUCCCCGCACGCUUC
Molecule: messenger RNA, 3079 nt
Organism: Leptosomus discolor (cuckoo roller)
Lineage: Eukaryota; Metazoa; Chordata; Aves; Leptosomiformes; Leptosomidae
Source: RefSeq, a predicted model, not a curated record